AUGGACCUGCUUUGGUGCCUGCAGCUUGUCCUCCUCCACCAGGCAACACGUGCCACCCAAGGGACAGAGGAGACCAAAGCCGUGGGCAGCUCCGUCACCUUCCAUCUCCAGAACCUGGAUAGAAGACCAGCAGCCUGGAGCUUUCACAACGAACUCAUAGUGACUGUGAAGCCUGGAGAUCCUCCUGAAACCACCUUUUUUGAUGACAGCUACAAGCCACGCUGGGUCUUCUCCAAGAAUGGCAGCUCCCUCACCAUCCUCCAGCUGAGGAUGGACGAUGCUGGGACCUACAUGGCAAAGAUCUCCGGGACAAAAACAGUCUCCUUCACCCUCCACGUCUACAAGGAGCUGGUGGUACCGAGGGUGACCUGCUUGGCGCGGAACUGCUCGGCUGACGGUUGCAGGUACAUCCUGAGCUGCUCGGCCUCCAGCUCUGGCUCUGGGAACAUCUCCUACAGCUGGAGCUUGGGGGAUGAGCUGUGGACAAAUGAAGCCAGGGUGUUGGUGGAGGAGUCACCCCCGGGGGAACCAUCACCCCUCACGUGCACGGCACGAAACCCCGUCAGCACCCGCAACGUCACCGUCCCCUCACCUGCCACCCUCUGCACAGCACGUGCCACCCAAGGGACAGAGGAGACCAAAGCCGUGGGCAGCUCCGUCACCUUCCAUCUCCAGAACCUGGAUAGAAGACCAGCAGCCUGGAGCUUUCACAACGAACUCAUAGUGACUGUGAAGCCUGGAGAUCCUCCUGAAACCACCUUUUUUGAUGACAGCUACAAGCCACGCUGGGUCUUCUCCAAGAAUGGCAGCUCCCUCACCAUCCUCCAGCUGAGGAUGGACGAUGCUGGGACCUACAUGGCAAAGAUCUCCGGGACAAAAACAGUCUCCUUCACCCUCCACGUCUACAAGGAGCUGGUGGUACCGAGGGUGACCUGCUUGGCGCGGAACUGCUCGGCUGACGGUUGCAGGUACAUCCUGAGCUGCUCGGCCUCCAGCUCUGGCUCUGGGAACAUCUCCUACAGCUGGAGCUUGGGGGAUGAGCUGUGGACAAAUGAAGCCAGGGUGUUGGUGGAGGAGUCACCCCCGGGGGAACCAUCACCCCUCAUGUGCACGGCACGAAACCCCGUCAGCACCCGCAACGUCACCGUCCCCUCACCUGCCACCCUCUGCACAGGCAGCCCCUCGGGCCGGUGGGCUGGGCUGGUGGCUGCAGGGCUGGUGGGAGUCCUGGUGGUUCUAGCAGGGCUUGUGUUCUUCAUCUCCUUGUGCUCCAAAGAAGCUGGAGCAGAUUACACCACAGUAUAUGCUGAAGUUGGUCCUUCCCAGCAGGUGCAACUGCAGGAUUUCCAUUGUGCAGGGCAAGAUGACACCAAGAAGAGACCAACUCCUGAUGUGGAGACCUCCAGAACCAUCUACUUCACCAUCCAGGCUACAGCCCAGAUGGACAAUGAGCUGCUGAAGCAGGACAAGAAGAACCUCCACUUGCUGGUCAGCUAA
Chaetura pelagica (chimney swift) is the source of this 1497-nucleotide messenger RNA. RefSeq names its product lymphocyte antigen 9 (gene LY9). The transcript has 9 exons. Bases 1 to 1497 code for a protein of 498 amino acids. Gene Ontology annotation, cellular component: external side of plasma membrane. Gene Ontology annotation, biological process: T cell activation. The record is from RefSeq and is a predicted model, not a curated record. Lineage: Eukaryota; Metazoa; Chordata; Aves; Apodiformes; Apodidae.